AUGCAGGAACCCGCGAACGCCGCGACCAGUAGCCUUCAGCACGCCGUGGUAUUCGAAAAAAGCUACUCCAAGGACCUCCUAGUGAGUCCAGUGCGACGGUAUGUCCUGGCCUUCAUGUCCAGGAGUUCUGAGGACUGGGCUGCCAAUGUGGCCGUACUGGAAGCUGCUGCUCCAAAAUUGCACCAAAAGGCCCACAUGGUUUGCAUUGACAUCGACGUGAAGGAACACGUCUACCUGAUGAAUCUCUUCGGCAUUCGUCCAGAGGACUGUCCCACCUACCGUUUUGCCUUACUGACAGACCGUCUGGUGAAGUACCGUCCCGAGAAUGCGCAGUUCACACCGCAUGCAGUAGCCGCCUUUGCCAAGGCAGCCCGCAAGGGCAAUUUAAAGCCCCAUCUGCUCGGCCAAGAACCUCCCGCCGACUGGGAUAAAUUGACCGUCAAGAGGCUAGUACAACGCACUUUCAGAGACUGUGUCCUGGACCCUAGACAGUGCGUCUUUGUCAACUUCUACGCCCCCUGGUGCGUUCACAGCCAGGCCUUCUCGAGCACCUGGGAGGAGGUGGCGGCCAGGUGUGCAGACAUGCCAGACGUUGUGUUCGCACAGAUGGAUGCCACGCAAAAUGAGGUAGAAGGACAGUAUAUCCGAUGCUAUCCCACCAUCAAGUGUUUCCGCAAGGGAGACAAUAAAGAGGUUCAGUUUUGUGAGGAACGCACAGUUGAGAAACUUAUGCAAUUCGUCCUCACCAACAGCCAAAUCAGUUGGCUUGAAUCCGCGAUGGUUCAGGGCACAUGA
Molecule: messenger RNA, 795 nt
Organism: Spirometra erinaceieuropaei
Lineage: Eukaryota; Metazoa; Platyhelminthes; Cestoda; Diphyllobothriidea; Diphyllobothriidae
Source: the annotation of a GenBank genome assembly